GACUCGAAUUAUGCUAUAUAAGUACUCGAGAGACUCUGAGGAGUAUUCCUCCUUCAGGAAAUUCAACGCCUUUUCAAAAAUUCGAAGCCUGCACCUUUACUGCCUCAUUAAUUAGAUCAAAACGAGCAACUGAAUUCGAUGGCGCCAACAGCCUGGUGGUAUACUCCAGUCGGUGGCAUGGGAGGGGAGCCAUUCCAACACGUCCGAGCACAUGAUCCGGUCUCAAAAAUUGAAGUCUGGGCCAAUAAAUCCCUCUACAAGCCUUUCAGGGGUAUUAGAAUCACCCAUGUUAGUGGAGCACAGUCACCAUUGAUUGGCAAAGACGAGGGAAACUUAAGUUCAUUCACAAUAGAAUAUGGGGAGCGAAUAACAAAUAUUACUCAAUAUAAUAGUUAUAACGCACCCGCGGGCUUCAGGAUAGUUACAGACAAAGGGAGGUCAUUCACGGGGGGCGAACCUGUAUCAGAAUCAUACGGGGAACCUGUUCACGGUGGUUUCAUUGUAGGUGUUAUCGGGCGAUUUGGCUGGGACUUUGAUCGAUUCUCAUUCGGCAUGUUAGACGAUCUUCAAAGUUGCCUUGUCGAUAUGAAUUAUUUGAUGAUGCCAAGAGGAGGGGUCAGCGACGUGUCGGUGGUGCGAGUGACUAAGGACAACAAAGAAGGGGCGCGUGAUGCUAGUAUCAACAUUGGCGAGUCCGUCUCCAUCUCGAGCUCUGUAACCACCAGCAAGACGUGGGGAGAAAGCUUGGGAAUAUCUGUUAGUGUUUCAGGUAAGGUCUUUGGGAUUGGUGCCGACGCCAGCACAGAUUAUACAUAUAGCGAGGAGAGAAGUGAAUCAUCGUCUUAUUCGAUUACUAAGACGACCGAUAUCUCCGCAGCGAUGCAAGUUCCCCCAGGGAAGAAAUAUCUAAUCACGGCAUUGUAUUACAAGGGCACAUUCGACGUUGAAUUCCGUCCCAAAUACACAUUCGUUACAAAAACUGGAUUCAGAGCCAAUUUUCCCGAGGGGGCAGCGCAGCCUGUCUCGGGCGUCGCUUCUGGAAACAUGAUAAUAACAACUAAUGACAUCACGAAUAUGUCUCCAAGUCAAAUUUCUCAGCUUAUCUCUCCGUCAACAAAGAUUGGAGAUCGAUCUACUGCUGAAGCUGGAUCUGGAAAUGAGCUCACGAGAGAAGUCCUGGACGGCAACUGGAGUGCUCGGAAUUUUGUGGAGGAAGUCGGCGUAUCUGCAGAUGAUCAGUAAUGGAUACCAGAAUUCGCAGUAGGGGUCAGAAGGCGAGGUGUUGAUAAUAUGGAGGAAGUCAACAUUCAUUUAUCACUGUCGAGGUAUCGAUCAUGCGAUCAUAAGAGGUCGCUGUCUUGGCUAGCGAGGCGCUUUCUUAUAUGAGUGCUAGCUUCCUAUAGAUAGUAAUGAUUAAAAAGAUUACAACCAUGAUAGACUAAAGUACUUUACACUUAUCAACCAAUUUGAUACAAACAAUUACA
Messenger RNA from Botrytis cinerea B05.10, 1484 nucleotides. RefSeq lists its product as hypothetical. The coding region runs from base 139 to 1242 and encodes 367 amino acids. The transcript has a single exon. The record is from RefSeq and is a predicted model, not a curated record. NCBI's taxonomy places the organism in Eukaryota, Fungi, Ascomycota, Leotiomycetes, Helotiales, Sclerotiniaceae.